This is a messenger RNA of Acaromyces ingoldii, 1555 nucleotides long. RefSeq lists its product as hypothetical. The transcript is spliced from 2 exons. Lineage: Eukaryota; Fungi; Basidiomycota; Exobasidiomycetes; Exobasidiales; Cryptobasidiaceae. The record is from RefSeq and is a predicted model, not a curated record. The coding region runs from base 98 to 1555 and encodes 485 amino acids. Gene Ontology annotation, molecular function: zinc ion binding.
CAGCAGGCCACAUUGCUUGCACACCGACGUUGUGGGCGACGACAUCUCCUUCUCUGAGAGCAACGACCAAACGAGACAAGCCCAGGAGCUCGCUAGCAUGGAAGGACCUUUGAUGACUCCAUCACAAGAGGGAAUCGGGCACCCGGAGAGCAGCCCGACGAACAGGAGGAGGCCAUUGGAAAAGCACGGCGUGUCGUGCCGCUUGUGCCUUGACGAGAUCCGUGGAGUGCGAUGGACCUGCAUCAAUUGUCCCUGCUGGAGCGUGUGCUCGGGCUGCUUCGACACAGCGGCAGACCUCGAUGUGCACCCUUCGCAUACCUUUGUCAAAAUCCACUGGGCCGGUGACGUCUUUUCAACCUCUCCCUCAGCGGCGCAAACGAUGCCUGCGAUCCAUCUCGACGUGUCGUGCAAAUCAUGCGGAGGAACCGUCGUAGGCGCUCUCUAUCAAUGCGCUGUGCAAGAGUGCCAAGACAAGGGAGGCUACACCAUUUGCCAGGAUUGCGAAGCACUGCCCAUCGACGUGCAUCCAGCCUCUCAUCCGCUCAUCAAGUACAAGCUCCCUGUGGGGCUCUGCCGCGCUGCCGUUUGUGGACCUUCUGAGAAGCAAGCUGGGAAACUUGAUUCUGACACAAAACAGCGGUUUCGUUUCCUCAAUGCCAACGGGCAGAUUCGAACCGUCGUCGACCUCAGUGCUUCCUCCGGCCAUGACGCCGCUUCCUCUGAUCAACAACGUGUGCCGUCCCCGCUGCAGGUCGACUAUGUCUGCGACGGGGAGAAGCCAUGGGGAAGUAUUGUGAGGCCCCUCGAGAUUUUCACAAAAUCGUGGCAUGUCGUCAAUGUCGGAUCGAGGCCUUGGCCCAAGGGGUUAAGCCUGCAGCGAACAUCGAGAGCACAAUUCAGUCCGGCCGGUUCUGAUCGCAUCCUGCUCCAUCGCAUGCCGCUCAUGUCGGGCGGGCGCUAUGAGGUCAAGAUUCAUGAACUCAUGGCACCGAAGCUGCCGGGGACCUAUGUCGAGACAUGGAGGAUCGUCGAUGAGACUGGCUGGCCCAUGGCCGGCCCUGCGGGUAUCUCGGGCAACGAAGCGGCAGCGUUCGAAAUCCGGCUGGCCGUGGCCGAAAAGGAAACCACGGCAGAGCUGGCAGACGUCCACGGCGGCGAUCGCUUCUAUGGAUUGUCCGACCAACAUAGGAGAGUCGUUGUCCAGACGGAACCGGGAGUUGACGUAGCCGAAACCCCUGACGCCGACUUGCUGCAAUUGACGAAGGGCGAAGAAGAACCACAUGCAGCAGCAACAGACUGGAACGAGAGGGUUCUAAAGAGCAGGGCUCGACGCCAACAGCCUGGGGUCAAGGUUCUGGCCACCAGGAUUGAAUGGUCGACGACUGCGCAGGAUCAAGAACCAGCCUUCGGUUAUGGACAGCUCUUCGCAUUCCGAUGGUUGGUUGUCAACGACGGCGUGGAGCCAUGGCCGCCAACUACGCAGCUUCAAUGCCAGUCACGAAACGCCAGCUUCAUGGAGUGCAUGGAUCUGUCUCAAGGGACUGCGAGGGCCUAG